AUGCCACAGUUUACUUACCUGAGAAAAUUUGGUACUUGCUUAAGCUGCAAGCAAAGCAUCAACUAUGCUUCUCCGACAGUUUAUGCACUUUCCACCGCUCCAGCAAGGGCAGCAAUCGGUGUUAUCCGUAUCACUGGACCCGCUUCAAAGAAGAUCUUCACGAAGUUGACACAUUCAAGUUCCACCCCUCAGCAUAGGGUUGCAUCUGUAAGGAAGAUAUAUGAUACUCUAACGACGUCAGACGUAUACGGGGAAAGAAAAUCAAAGAAAUUAUUACUGGACGAAUGCUUGGUAUUGUUUUUCGAGUCUCCUAAAUCUUACACGGGUGAGGACUUACUUGAACUACAUCUACACGGUGGUGUUGCCGUGAUUAACAGAGUAAUGAGCACGAUUGGAAAGCUUCAUUCACCUAUAUCCCCUAUCAGAUUGGCUGAGCCGGGCGAAUUUUCCAAACGUGCUUUUCAGAAUCAACGAUUUGAUUUGACAGAAGUAGAAGGAAUCAACACCCUCAUUCAUGCAGAAACAGAAAUGCAGCGAGUCAGUGCUUUAUCAUCAAUGAAGGGUGAGACAAACAUUCUAUUCAACCAAUGGAGAGAAAGAAUUUUGAGAAACAUUGCCUUGCUAACAACAGUCAUAGAUUUCGGUGAAGAUCAUGACAUAGAUGAGGUCAAUGAUCUUUUUGACCAUGUCAACAUCGAUAUAGUAGACUUGCAAAAGGAAGUUGAAGAAUAUCUUUUGAAAGUAAGACGCUCUCAAAUACUACUGGACGGCAUCAAAAUAACGUUGACUGGCCCUCCCAACGCAGGGAAAAGCAGUUUACUUAACAUAUUGGCUCAGGAUGAUAAGGCAAUAGUAAGCAGCAUUGCUGGAACAACAAGAGACGCCAUGGACGUUCCGCUUGAUAUAAACGGAUAUAAAAUAAUCAUAGGAGAUACCGCAGGUAUAAGAAAGAGUACGGAUGAAAUAGAAAAGGAAGGUAUUAAGCGAGCCAAAAAGAAAUCAAUGGAGGCCGAUAUCAACAUAUUGAUAUUGCCGGCCGACGAGUUAGACACAGAAACUGAGUUUUUGGCUCAUGCCUUAAGCUUGGUGAGAAACUCUGAUAAGGAAAACAUGUUGAUAAUCAACAAAAGCGAUUUAAUAUCUAAGGAAAUGAGAGAAGAAAUACUGGUUUUAUUCUCCGAAAGGCUGGGCAUUCCUCAAGAGAGCAUCCUGUUCAUUAGCUGCACCGAGAAUGAGGGCAUUGAAAAGUUGAUUGGCAACUUAACUGCUCGUUUUGAAAAGGUUACUAACUCAGAUAAAGAAGAUCCUAUUUCUAUUUCAAAUAGAGCAAAGGAAAUACUCGCUAAUGAUGUCCUUUAUGGGUUUAGUGAAUUUUACAAAUUUAAAGAAAUUGACGAUAUUGUAAUGGCAUCUGAGGGAUUGAGGUCGAGUGUAGAAGGAAUAGGGAAGAUUACUGGCCAAGCUAUAGGCGUGGAGGAAAUUUUAGGAGUUGUUUUCUCCAAGUUCUGUAUUGGGAAAUGA
Messenger RNA from Pichia membranifaciens NRRL Y-2026, 1521 nucleotides. RefSeq lists its product as hypothetical. Gene Ontology annotation, molecular function: GTP binding; protein binding; GTPase activity. The coding region runs from base 1 to 1521 and encodes 506 amino acids. The record is from RefSeq and is a predicted model, not a curated record. Gene Ontology annotation, cellular component: cytoplasm; mitochondrion. NCBI's taxonomy places the organism in Eukaryota, Fungi, Ascomycota, Pichiomycetes, Pichiales, Pichiaceae. The transcript has a single exon. Gene Ontology annotation, biological process: tRNA methylation; tRNA wobble uridine modification.